GGAUUGGAUUGGAUGAGCUUGCAUCGGAUCGAUCCUCUUCGAGUCUUCUUUUCUUUCUCUCUCUCUCUCUCCCCACCCCACCCUCAAAAAAAAAGUCUUCUUUUCUUUCGCCAAAAAAAAAAUUAAAGCAAGGCAUCGGACCGAUCCCUCCUCCACCACAAAAAUUAAACUCCCUGCCUGCUGCCACCGUACCAUAUAUGCAUAUGUCCUCGUCGUGGCUCCACUACUCCGACCGCCGGGGGCCUCGCUCCUGGACGGCACGCGCGCUCUCCUCCUGCUCGCUCCCGCCGCCCGCCCUGCUCGCCUUCUUCGCCAUCGUCGUCUUCUUCCUCGCCGUCUCCGGCUACGUCGACUACAAGGCCAUCGAGCGCCGCGCCGAGAUCGGUGCCCGCGUCUUCGCCGCGCCGCUCGCCCUCGCCGCCGCCUUCCUCCUCUUCGCUGCGCUCAGCUGGCGCCGCAGGUACUGGCAGGCCACCAUCAGGAGGCGGCGUGCCCACCAACACCACCUGACGACGCCUGCUCCGCCGGCUACCAGCGGCUCGCCCUGGGGCGUGGCGCUGGCGGUGGCCAUACUGCUGCUCAUGGUGUCGUUCCAGCCCGCCGUCCACUCCAUGUGGUUCAGGCCCCUCUGGGACACCGACGACUACUAGCUAGCGAUAGCAUUACCAAUUUAGCAUGCAUGCGCCCGCCAUCUGCUGCUUUCACUCCAUCAUCCCAUGGCCCUGCCUCUUGUUAAUUAGUUACUAGUAAAUUAUUAGUAAAAACUAUAUAUAUCUGCUGUGGCAAGUCCCUAGCUAGCUAGUGUGUGUGGAAUGGAACAAGACAUCUGUUAUCCAUAUAUCUGCUGCUUUAUUUGUGUUUUGCGCCUGCUUGCUUUUGUUUCGUCGAUUUGCGCUACAUGUAUACAUACUGUAGUAGUAUAUGUGUUUUCAUCCCCACGAUGUUAUGUAAGAGAGCCUAAUUAAUGAUUCUGUUUUCCCCC
Panicum virgatum (switchgrass) is the source of this 982-nucleotide messenger RNA. RefSeq lists its product as uncharacterized. NCBI's taxonomy places the organism in Eukaryota, Viridiplantae, Streptophyta, Magnoliopsida, Poales, Poaceae. The transcript has 2 exons. The record is from RefSeq and is a predicted model, not a curated record. Bases 198 to 650 code for a protein of 150 amino acids.